This is a messenger RNA of Cannabis sativa, 1027 nucleotides long. RefSeq lists its product as uncharacterized. The record is from RefSeq and is a predicted model, not a curated record. NCBI's taxonomy places the organism in Eukaryota, Viridiplantae, Streptophyta, Magnoliopsida, Rosales, Cannabaceae. The transcript is spliced from 5 exons. Bases 185 to 904 code for a protein of 239 amino acids.
AGUGUGAGAUAUAAUUGAUUAUAUAUAUGUAUGUAUAAUUUAGUAACUAAGUAACUUGCUACAAUUUUUUAUAACUAGUUAUAAGUUAUGAAAUAAUUAAUUUUGUAAUUUCGUUGUAUUUCUUUAUAUUAUAGGGGUUCGGCAUAAUUUUGUGUGUAGCGUAUUUGGGCUUGCAAUUAUAGACAUGGCGAACUCAGAAUCAGGAUCUGAUUCGGGAGCAGAAAAUGAGUGUCCAACCACAAUACCUACACGAGGGCCGACGCAAAUGAAUGAAAUAUCCAAACUAAUGGAUCAGGGCAAAAGAGUGGCCCUCGAAGUUAAUGAUAAAGGUCAAUACUGUGGAAAAAGCUACGCGAAGCUCGUAUCCACUCUGGGAGUCAGAUGUCGGCAGACAAUAGGGUUGGCUUAUAAAAACUGGAAAGAAGUCAACCAGACUCUGAAAAAUAAAGUUUGGAAAGACAUUCAGACGGGGUUCAUUGUGCCGGACACCUUCAAACAUGAUUGUCUCAUCCUAGCUGGGAAGUUAAUGAAAGACUUCAAGAAUAGGAUGACAAAAGACAUCAUAAUGCCCGCGUUGAAAGAGAAUGAUCUGGGACGACUGGCACAAGUCCCUGAAAAGCACCCCGAGAUCGACGCUGCUGAUUGGUGCAAAUUUGUUGAAAGUCGACUAACUCCUGAAUUUCUGGAAUUGAGUAAGGUGCAACGUGAACGUUCCUCAAAAAUUCAAUCCAGACAUCGAAGUGGUCGGAGUGGAAUGGUGAACGUACGGGAAGCUGUGAAAAAGGACCUCGAAGUUGCAGAUCCUCCCCGCCACCGUGUUUGGAUUAAAUCUCGCACCAAGAGUAGAAAACUUGUCACUGAUUACGACAAGGAAAUUGCCGAGAAGAUAGUAAGUAUAUAUUAAUCCUUAAUUGAGUUCUACUCAUGAGUUAGUGUAUAUAAUUCAUAUACUAAUUGCUUGAAUAUAUGCGUGCAUUAGGCUCAAUUAGAGGAGAAGCUUAGUCAGGGACAAAUUCAGGUCCAGGGC